CGUUCAGGUCCACUUCUUCCCUCCUCUAAGUCAUGCGAGCGGCUGUCUCCCUCUCGUUUCUCUGUGGAAUCAGUCUGUUCCUAACUGCUGUUGUCAAUGUAAAUGCUUCCCCUCUCUCUCGGCGAGCAAUACCAGAGCCCAUCGCAGCUUCAACAGCUCGAACAUAUCUCUCAGAGCUGACUGUCGCUGACGAGGUGAAUGAGCCAGCAUAUUCACGAGAUGAGUUUAAGACUUGGGAUACUAUCAACGGGACGUGUAACACACGUGAAACUGUUCUGAAACGUGACGGAUCCAACGUCGUAGUUAAUAGCGCGUGUACAGCAGUCUCAGGCAGCUGGACAUCACCAUAUGACGGCAAGACAACCUCAAACGCAAGCACGUUCGACAUCGACCACAUUGUCCCACUCAAAGAAGCGUGGAUCUCAGGUGCCCGUUCCUGGACUGCCGCACAACGCGAGUCAUUCGCAAAUGACCUUACGCGUCCUCAGCUCCUCGCCGUUGACGCGAGUAUCAACCGAUCAAAGGGGGACAGAGACCCGAAGGAGUUUGUCCCACCCCUGGAGAGCUACGUGUGCACGUACAUACGCGCGUACGUCCAAGUGAAGCAUUUCUAUGCGAUGACGGUCGAUUCGGGGGAGAAGACUGCGAUUGAGGGGUAUCUUAGUGGUUGUUAAAGUUCAGCGUCUCUUUGAGAGGAGGAGAGCAAGGUCUGUGUGUGUGGGAGGUAAGUGGACUUGGAUUUCUGGGUUCAGUGAAAUGGUGUCUCUAUUUACUAUAAUACAAAUGCGAAUGCGAAUACGAAAGUACAUGAUAGAAGAAG
Molecule: messenger RNA, 820 nt
Organism: Fomitiporia mediterranea MF3/22
Lineage: Eukaryota; Fungi; Basidiomycota; Agaricomycetes; Hymenochaetales; Hymenochaetaceae
Exons: 5
Coding region: 33-674 (213 amino acids)
Source: RefSeq, a predicted model, not a curated record